Messenger RNA from Trichobilharzia regenti, 1752 nucleotides. Lineage: Eukaryota; Metazoa; Platyhelminthes; Trematoda; Strigeidida; Schistosomatidae. The record is from the annotation of a GenBank genome assembly.
AUGAUAACCCCACUGGGUGAUAUGGAUGAGGAGUUUGACGAAGGUGUAGUUGCAGAUCAUCAUCGGACACAUGAAGGAGGUUUCGGCGAUCCUACAUGUAUGCAAUACCAGGGUUUUGACAAGUCUGGUCCGAACUGGGUUAACAUGCUCAGGCAACAAGGAGCGUCGGUAGACGAAACUAGCCCUCAAACUACACACCUUAGCCCAGACGUACACAGCAUAUCAGAUUUAACUUCUUUUGACUAUGGACAACGUCUACCUUCAUUAGAAGGCAGUUCAAGUGCUCCAAUAAGUAAAGGUACACCGAAUUUGGCGUCACACUCAGUUUUUGCAUGGCAGCCGUUUGGAAGCACAUCAGUUCACAAUCAGUCUCAAGCUUCAUCCUUUCAUGGUCAACCUGGACACUUAAUCCCUUUAAUCCCAGGAUCAACUACGGCUUACAGUGGAAUGGUCAGUUCCUCUCCUAUUAGUUCACUGCCGACAACAACUGAUUUAAUUGACUGUCAUCAGAAGAAUAAUUCACACUAUGCAUAUUCUGCUAAUUAUUCUAAUUCCUCUGCAUCAAAUAAACCUCGUUCUAUUGUUUUAAGUCCUGCUACCCAAUCUGGAUGUUGUCCUUCUGAAGUACAAAAUCUACGCUUAGGAAUGCUCUUACCUAAUUCUCAUUCCCCAACAACCGCUCCAGUACCAAUUUAUGCACCUCCGCUAACAUCUACCAGCACAUCUAGUUCAGCACCUCAUCAGGCCUUUUGUUCUCCGAAUAGCUCUUCAAAUUCUAAUUUAUUCAACAGUCCUCCAGCCAUGGCUAACCAUCCUGUACAAGAUCCUGCUAAAGUUGUCAGUCAAAAACAACGUUCAAAAAAAGAAAGCCAUAAUAGAAUUGAGCGAAAACGACGGGAUUAUAUUAAUUCACAAAUCGUCUAUCUCAGUAGUCUACUUCCACCAGAACUGUAUCGGGAUGUAGAUGGUCGUCGAAAUAAAGGUAGUGUUCUUCGACUAUCAGUUAGUUAUAUCAUGGAAUUACGUGAAGCUGUAUCUAGAAUGGAAAGUCUUAAACAAGAAAAUACUAUAGCACGUCAAUUAAUCCCUUUACUGUUACAACGUAUUGAAAGUCUAGAGAAAAUGACCUCAGAACCAAGUGGUGUUGACCUGAAAUCUGGACAACAGUUACAUCAUUCUUCACCGGCUAAUAAUUCUUUAAGAAAUUUACAAUCACUUGAAGCUGUUUAUCAAUCAUGGCUGUUAUUGAAUGAAGCAAAUCAACGUAGUAAUAGCUGUAAUGGGGGUGGGGGUGCUGCUGGUGGUGGUGGCAGUGGCAGCGUAGGCGGUAAUCCAUCAAAUAUGUCUGGAUCUGGUUCACGACAUUCAAUGCAUCCAUCACAAACAAAUCCUAAUGAUAAUCGUUAUUUACAUGAGUUAAUGAUGCAGAAUGAAACACCGGCUGACCUUGACUUUAAUAGUUCAAAAUUACAUCCUGUCACAUCUAGACAUAAUGUGAAUGUGAAAAGAGAACAUGGUGAUGAGGAAGAAAGACUUGAUGAUUGUAAUUCAAUGUGUUUAAAAUCAGAUACACGACGUCCAGGCUGUUCAUCUAGAUCAAGUUUUACUGAUCAUCCAACCUCAGAUAGAAUUGAAGAGGAAGUAACAUCACAAGAUGGGAGUUUUGAAAGCAGACCAAAUUCCGCCUAUGAAUGUUAUGCUCACAAUCUGCCAAGAACUCCACAGUCUGGUGUUUUUCAACAAAAUCAUUGA